Messenger RNA from Ogataea philodendri, 909 nucleotides. RefSeq lists its product as uncharacterized. The coding region runs from base 1 to 909 and encodes 302 amino acids. The record is from RefSeq and is a predicted model, not a curated record. Gene Ontology annotation, biological process: negative regulation of transcription by RNA polymerase II. The transcript has a single exon. NCBI's taxonomy places the organism in Eukaryota, Fungi, Ascomycota, Pichiomycetes, Pichiales, Pichiaceae. Gene Ontology annotation, molecular function: histone deacetylase binding. Gene Ontology annotation, cellular component: Sin3-type complex.
AUGGGGGAAGCUUUGGAAACAACCGAGAGCACAAAAACUAGACUCAACGACAGAAAGAACUUGUCCAGUGACGUUAGCGAGAUUAAUUCGUCCGAAGCAGAAACAGACAGAAUGGAAAGCGUGGAGGAUCACGAGACGGGCAAAGUUGCUGAGCCAAACAAACAGGACACCAAUGGCAAGUUGAGCGGCGAAGAGGAGGACGAAGGAGAACAGGCGGAAGAAGAAUCGGAUAUGGACGAGGACCAGGAAGGUGAAGCAGAGGAGGAACAGGACCGACACAAGAACGAACAAGAUGAAGAGAAGGAACGGCUUCGAUUGGCCGCGUUAGAACAAAUGAAGAGCAUAGAGAUCGACUUUGCGCUUUUGAAGGAUAAACUGUACGAGACACAGAUGAACAAGCUGAUGUUUGAGUUGGAGCUAUGCAACAGCAACAAGCAUCCGGAUUACCUGAAUUACCAAAACAUGAUAGAGAACAACUUUCAGGCAAAAGUGUCGCGGUUUGUCAAUUUGCAGAAGUACAAGCUUAAGUGUCUAGACACCCAGACCAGAGCCACGAGAGUGGCCAUCCAUCAGCAAUUCGCAAAACUGUGUCAGGAUUUAAAGAGCGAGGAAAUCAUGCAAAUCACGUCGGAUUGGUACGAAAUCAACAACGAGCGCCGGGCGAUGGACAACAUCACAUUGAACCUGCCCGACUACUACCAGUACAACAGCGGGAUUACGGCGCAAACGGUCAACUCGCAGAGCUCCAUUAACCAGCUGGUGGUUCAACGGAACGCGCUAUACAACGAGCUCAGCAGUUUGAAAGGCAUAGAAAGAUACACAGGAGGCUUCCCAAGCUCGUUGAACGACUUGAAAAGCUGCACGAACGAGGAGAUCCAGAUGGACCUCAAGGAAAUGAACUUGGUGUGA